Cyclopterus lumpus (lumpfish) is the source of this 1678-nucleotide messenger RNA. Its product is annotated as B2 bradykinin receptor-like. The transcript is spliced from 2 exons. Gene Ontology annotation, biological process: G protein-coupled receptor signaling pathway; immune response; neutrophil chemotaxis. Gene Ontology annotation, molecular function: bradykinin receptor activity. Gene Ontology annotation, cellular component: membrane. Lineage: Eukaryota; Metazoa; Chordata; Actinopteri; Perciformes; Cyclopteridae. Bases 1 to 1068 code for a protein of 355 amino acids. The record is from RefSeq and is a predicted model, not a curated record.
AUGGCUCUUCUGCCUACAAGCGUUCCAGCUAACUUCAGCACUGCGGUUAUGUAUGAAGACCAAAUCAACACUGGGUGUCCUCAUCCAAAAUUAAACAAAUGGCACGUUACUGUGCUGCCAGUGUAUAUUGUGCUCAUCGCCGUGCUGGGAAUCGUGUUGAAUGUGUUCGUAAUGAUGGUUUUCUUCCUUCAUAAGAAGGCCUGCACCAUGGCUGAGAUCUACCUGAGCAACAUGGCCGCUGCUGACCUCAUCCUAAUGGCUUUUUUGCCCUUCUGGGCUGUAUAUGUAGCCAACAAAUUCAACUGGACCUUUGCUAAUCCUCUGUGCACACUGGUCACCCUCUCCAUCAGGAUGAACGCCUACUGCAGCAUCUACUUCCUUGUUCUGAUUAGCAUAGAUCGUUAUGUUGCCUUGGUGCACCCGCUGUCCCAGGAGGGAAUGCGUAGGCCAAAAUAUGCCAAACUGGGCUGUCUGCUGGUAUGGUGUUUCGGCUUGUUUCUGAGUGUCCCCACACUCGUCUACAGGGACGUGAGAUAUUUCAAUUACUCAAAUGCUCAUAUGUGCUAUCUGAAUUACCCGAAUGCCACUGUACAGCGUCUGUGUGAUGUGAUGCAGAUGACGUUCGGCUUCAUCGUCCCCAUUUUAAUUAUUUCCUUCUGCACUGUCAGGAUUAUUCGAGCACUGAAUAACCGGUUAAUUGUUGGGUUAAACACCAAGAAGAUGGAGCACAAGGCCACCACUCUGGUGCUGGCGGUCCUCCUGGCGUUUAUGAUCUGCUGGGUGCCAUUCUACCUGGUUAAGGCACUCAUAAUGCUUGUAUAUGCUGACGUGCUGACAGACUGUACCCUCAUCAGCAUCCUACAUAUCUGCAACAAUAUCUUUAUGUAUUUAGCCUUCUUCAACAGUGUUCUUAACCCCAUCCUCUACGUUAUUGUAGGAAAUAACUUCCGCAAAAAAGUUCGGGAACUCUUCACGCGGUGGAGCAUUAACAGAACAACAACCCUCAACACCACGUCCACACGCUCAAUCAUGUUGAGGAAUGUUACAACUAUGAAUGCCUCAAGUUGAUCUUGAGGAUUUGUUUUGAACAGCUAGGGUGUUUUUUUCUUUCUUUUACAAUUUCACAUAAUUAAAUGAAGAUAUAACAUAAGUUAUUUGAUUGUUUGCUGUCAACAUACUCUCUGACGUACACGUGUUCGAUGACAACGUGACUCAAUUUACUGUAUUUGCCAUUGUAACACUUAUGCCAUAAAACUGUUAUUUCAUUAGAAAUGCUUUCAGACACAAGACAAUAACACUGCUACAUAAUUAAACAGCACUACUAGAUUUUUUUUCAGAACUUAUGGUCACAAACCACAAUAAUGGAGUAAUGCAAGUAAUGUACAAGAAAGCUGGAAACAGACUCACGUGUCUCUGUAACAGCACUGGUUUUAAAGUCUUAAUGUGACAAGUUGUUUCCUUUCUUGUCUGUGUGAAUGUCCCAGAAUAUGUGUGUGAAUCUGUUUCUCUCUAUUGUAUGAUUUAAUAUUUAUUUAAAAAAAUGAUAUAUAAUUUUUUUAAUAUUUUAAUGUUAAACAUUAAAUGAAAACUGCCCUAAAUUAUAACUAUGUAUUUUCCUGCCUGUUUCUGACGCUGAUAACUCAUGUAUCCCUUCUUUGACUCCAGAAAGCUAACAUAA